This is a messenger RNA of Plenodomus lingam JN3, 1974 nucleotides long. NCBI's taxonomy places the organism in Eukaryota, Fungi, Ascomycota, Dothideomycetes, Pleosporales, Leptosphaeriaceae. The record is from RefSeq and is a predicted model, not a curated record.
AUGCCCUCGACCACACGCGAGAACAAGCGGUAUCCGCGUGCUUCCGAACACACUCCGCUUCUUCAGUCGACAUCCGAACAGCGCAGUAAUGGCACGAUUGUUUCGGCAGAUGCUUGGCAGACAGAGGCAGUCCAGCAGGGCGAAGGCGGUCCGCCUCAGGUCCCAAAUCUUCGAAAGAGCAAGGGUCAUCCAAAUGAGCUGCCAGUAGCAGCCGACAGCGAAGCGGCGGAAGAAGUAGAUCUCAAAGAUCUAGUCAGAUUCAAGAAGAAUGGAAAACUAGAAGGUGUCAGUGAUUGGCAAUUUAAAUGUGUAUUCGGUGGUAUCGUUGUAAUGUUGUUUAUUGCCAUGUUCGAUUCUACACUCAUGGCAUCGAGUCAUCCGGUCAUCACAUCUUACUUCCAUGCCUCUAACUCAGCAUCCUGGCUUUCAACUGCUUUCCUAUUGACUUCGACAUCAUUGCAGCCGCUCAUGGGUCGGCUGUCAGACACGGUUGGCCGCAAGCCGCUAUACGUGGCUGGAAUCUUCAUACUGACAGCCACUACAGCAUGGUGUGCACUUGCGCAGAGUAUCGGAAGCUUGAUCGCUGCUCGUGCAUUCUGCGGCAUUGGUGCAGCUGGUAUGUUGUCAAUGGGCAACGUCAUGACCAAUGACCUUGUCAGCAUCGAGAUACGAGGCACGUAUCAAGCGUAUAUUAACCUAUUCUAUGGCGGUGGUUCUGCCUGUGGUGCUGCCUUUGGAGGGUUUCUGUGCGAUAAGCUCGGCUGGCGAAUGACCUUUGCACUGCAGAUUCCUUUUCUCUUGCUUUUGCUCAUGAAUGCCAUCUUCACCACACCGACGUUUCUUGGCCCUAACUUGGCCAAACGCUCAGGAUUGGGAAUCAAAGAUGCGAUGAAGGGAUUCGACAUUGCCGGUUCCAUUCUCUUGAUGGGCUCCGUGGCUUUUCUCAUCUUGGGUCUCAAUCUAGGCGGGAACGUCUAUCCAUGGAAACAUCCAAUCAUCAUCAGCUCACUGGCCAUUUCGCUCAUCACAGGCGCAAUCCUCAUCCGCGUCGAAUCCCGAGCCUCAAGGCCAGUCAUGCCUCUCCCUAUGCUCUUCAGCCAACCACGCGGCAACCUCGUCUUCAACAACUUCUUUGCGCAAAUCGGCAUGAACACCAUUCUCUUCAACGCACCCCUCUACUUUCAAGCCGUCCAGCUUGAAUCCGCCUCGGUCUCGGGAUUCCGCCUCGCUGGACCUAGCGUCGCGCUCACGGUUUGCGGUGUAUCAGCAGGUGUCAUCAUGACGGCGACAGGACGCAUGAAGUGGCUCAUUGUCGUUGGCUCACUCGCCAUGCUUCUUGGUGCUGCUUGUCUAUCAUCCAUGUGGGACACGAUACCGUCAUGGCUUGCGACCAUCUUCCUCGUCCCAUCGAGUAUCGGACAAGGCUUGAGUUUCCCGGCGGCCAGCCUUGCCGUGCUCGCAACAAGCAAUCAGGAGGAGCAAGCCGUGAUGGCGAGCACCUUGAUUUUGUGGCGCAGUCUAGGCAUUGUGAUGGGUGUUUCGCUGAGCAGUCUCAUCUUACAGAACGCCUUGACGGUGUACCUGGAGCGGUUUGUCACCGGUCAUGGCAAAGACAAGGUUAUUACCUCUGCGUCACCAGCUUCCGACGCGUACGCAAAUCGGUCCGAAGUAUCAUCGACUUGGAUCCCAAACAUCAAGAUCAAGGCAAGUCAAGUCUUCAUCCGCUUCCGAAACCAUCAAUAUACACUGCUCACUCCCAGACACGCCCUAGAUGCUACACAGCCUCCAGCACUAACAUACCCCGCAGUAAUCCAAGCGUAUAGCCAGAGUCUGCGACUCGUCUUCAUCUCCGCAAUCGUCGUGUUUGUCAUUGUCAACGCAUUGGUUUUCGCAGUCGAUCUACCGCAUCUGAGGAAGCGCCAGAGUGUGCAGGAGGAUUGCGCAGACGGGGCGGAUGGGCGGGAGGAUUUGUAA